AAUGAAAAAUUUGAUAUCGCCACAUAACAGCUAAAUCCCUUUGUUAAGAUAACCAUAGUCUUCCGUUCAUAAUCGACGUUUUGAUAAUAACCAGAUUAGAAAUAAAGUCCCUUUUAGUUUGUACAUUGUGUAUCACACUCUUAUACAUAAUAGUGUGAUGGCACAAAAGGUUUGUAGCAAAGAUGGCUUGUAUGUGACACAAUAUGUAUCUAGUAGUACGGCUCAAAAUGUUUGUUUCAUUUGUGGUAAUUCAGGUCAUCCUGAUCAACAUUGGUUACGGAUAAAACCUUCUUCAACGGGAUCAUUAGAUACUACACCAUAUUUUCCAUUUUUGGAAAUGCACGAACCACCUCAAAAUUAUAAAAUUUUAAUACAUUCUAGAGAAAAUAAUAUGGUGGCAAGUUGUUAUUUGUGUUAUUCAUUACUAAUUAGUCAAUGGGAUAGAUAUGAACGAGAUAAUAUACCUACAAAACAACGUGUUUACUGGUUAAAGCGCUGUGAUAAUGCUCCAUUCACAGGAGCUGAUCUUUCUACUCAAGGAGAAUAUGCUUGUCAAUUAUUUGGUUUAAGUGUAGAUUUCACAAACAGUCAUAAAGAUACUGUGAUGUCUUCUGCAAUGUCACAAAUUACUGGUGAAGAUAGCAGAAGUACCAAAAUACAACCAACGUCGAUAUCUAAUUUAUCUGAUCAAAUAACUCAGCUUAAUGGUUCAAAUAUAAUAAAUUCAAGUACUCCUCAUUCAAAUCCAGGUAGUUAUACUAGUAGCAGUGGUACAGAUAUUUUAGAUCUUUCAAUGCCAGACAAAAAUUCUUCAACUGAAGUUUGUUAUGUAUGUGGAGAUGAGUUUCGAAGAGGUUCUUUAACACAUGUUUCAGCUAAACCUUUAGUACUUGUUAACCAAUCCAAUCAACCUUUCUUCCCCAGUCUUAUGUUACAUUCUAGACCUCCUCGAUCUAGACCAAUGGAUAGCACUGGACGUGUGCAAACAUGUUCUGUUUGUCACACUCAUCUAUUAAACCAAUGGCAGGUUUACACAUCAAAAGGCAUUCCUCAUGGAGAAAGAAAUUAUAUUCUCCGUAAAAGAUUGAUUCCUUUUAUAGAUACAUCUACUUUUAUUUGCUUUACUUGUUCACUUGAGUAUCCUUUACUAUCAAUGAGAACUCUAUACUGUUAUCCAAAUAAUAAUCAUAAACCUUACUAUCCAUCAUUAACAAAAAUAAAAACUCCACCUGGUGCCCUUCCAAUAUCAUCACAGGGCACAGUUCAGGUAUGUGCUGUUUGUUUUAAAUCUGUUCCUCAAAAACAUCAAGUUACUAUGUUGAUGGAUUUACCAGUUGGUUCAUCUACAUCUCCAUCUCUUUUAUCAGCUAAGUCACCUGAUAUUCGUUUUCGACCUUAUGAUAUAACCAAAUCAAAUAAAUUUCAUUCACUUACUAAAUCAGUAUCACAUCAAAGUACUUCAAAUGUUACUAUCGAUUUAACUGAUAAUGAAGGAACUGAUUUUAUUUUAAAUAGAAAUAGCUUUAGAUGCUAUGUUUGUUAUGAAAUGCAACCUCAUUCAAAAUUAAAAUGGCUGUCUACUACUACUGAAGGGAUGAAUUCUCAUGCUAUGCAUUUUCCUUGUCUCAAAGAACUAUCGAGAGCUUCUGAGAGUACUUGCAUUGAAUCUCAAGGAAGAGUUUUAUCUUGUACAAAUUGUACUCAGCAAUUAGCUGCCCAAUGGAAUUCUAUGGAAAGUAAUAGGAUUCCUUUAGAACAUAGAAGGUAUAAUGUUCCUAGUUUGGGUGAUAAUAAUUAUAACUCUCAACAAAUUUCCAAUCGAAAUGAAAUUUCAUCUAUAUAUUGUUUCUUAUGCAGCUACCAUUCAGAUUUAACUUAUGCCAGAGUUCUAUACAGUCAUCCACAAGGUAGAAAUGCUCCAUAUUUUCCUUACCUUUUAAAACAUGAACCAAUAGAAGGAUCAGAACAAUUACGUGAAGAUGGUUCUGCUUUAGUAUGUACUUUUUGUUAUCAUGGUUUUGUUGCUCAAUGGCGCGAAUUUGAAUCGGCUACAAUUCCAAUUCCUCAACAUCAACGUACCUACAACCAUAAAGAGUAUUCUUGCUAUGUUUGCACACAAAUAAGUGUACGUCACAAUGUCCGAUCCUUAGCAAUUAAUAAUUAUCCAUCUUUGCGGUUCCAUCUUCAAAUUAAAAGCCAAGCGUUAUUACUUGAAAAUGGUGAAUAUGCUGUGGUUUGUUUUGAAUGUUAUGAAACCAUUUAUGUACAGGCAAUUGAAUAUGAAUGUUUUGGAGUAACAUUAGAUAAGAAAAGUUAUCAAAAUUUUAACUUUACUAAGAUAAUAAACCAUCAAGAUAAUAAUGAUUACCAAUCAAUUAAAAAAAAUACCUUAGUUGAUAAAACACAGGGUAACCUAACAAAUAAAGCUGUGCGGAAAAUUAAGCAACACCAAACUUUAGAUAAUUCAAAACUAUUGGUUCAAAAUUUUAAUCUAUAUAAUUCAAAAUUUGAUACAGGCCAAACUUUUCCUCCAACACCCAAUGGUCGUUCAUUUGCUGCUGCAUUAAGAAAUCUUGCAAAACAAGCUAUACCACCUCUAACAAAUUCUAAUGACAAAGAUGAAACUAGAGAUUCUUUAGAAACACACAAACAAGGAACUUUGAUAAGUAGACUCGUAACACCACCUAUAAACAAGUCAUCACUCCAUAACGAAUCAAAACUGAGUGGCUUUCAACCUUACAAAUCAAAUGAUUCAAGAUCAUUGAUGCCUACAUCAGUGUCUACACAAUCUCAUUUAAUAGUUAAUCCUAAUUCAUAUUCACCUUAUCAUGCAGCUAACUUGUAUUCUCCCCAUCUUCAACAUGCUUUCAGAAUUGAAGAACAAAUAUACCUUGAAAGAUGUGGAAUGUCUUUAUUUUCACCUUCUCCAUAUCACCAUAAUAACAUUUCACAUUCAUCACAACUUUAUCAUUUACAAUCACCAUUAGUUAUGUCUGCUAAUGUAAUAGAAAAAAUGAAAAUAGAUGAAGAUAGACAUCAAAGAGAAAAAAAUAUACAAGAAAGAGACAAAAAUAGACAUACUCUAUUAAAAAUUUACAGCCAACCCCCACAAUAAACAUUUUAAAUAGAAAUAUUUUCAAAUUUACAUACUCGCAAUAACUAUUGAUGUGAUCAAUAAGGCCACUCUUAACUUUUUGGUUACCAAUAUUUAUAAUUCAAAUUACUAAUACAUAUUAAACAUUUAAUCUAAUUCAAGAAAUGUUUAAUAUUUAAACAAUUUAACACUUUAAAAGUUCAAUUACUGCCACAUAUUGAUUCAUAUAAAACUAAUUAUUUUGAAAUUUUAUAUAAUAGCCUAAUAAAUUUAAGUUUUAGAGUAAAUCAAAUAAUGUAAAAGAUUCAUCAAAAAAUUUCAUUAAUUAAAAUUAAAAAAAAGUUUCUUUGAACCAUAUGAUUAAAACAGAAUUUUUCAUUUGAAAAAUUUGUUUAAAUAUUUAUUAAUAUACAUUCAAUAUAACUUAUUAAUUUUUAUUAAAUAAUCAAUAGUUUAGUUGAAAUUGAACAUUUAAUGAUAUAGGUAAACACUUCUUUCUAAACUUAUUAUUUUGUAUUAAUUAAAAACUAAUAAUAAAUAUUAAUCUGUGGCUCUUUUUGAUUGUAUAAUUUUUUAUAACAAGCAUCAAACUACUUAAUUUUUAAACAAAACAAUAUUAAUAUUUUUGUACUUAAGAAAAGUAAAAUUAGUUCAAAUUAAAUCACCAGUAUUAUUUACAUUUUAUUUGAUAGCAUUAUGCAAAAUGUAUUUAACUAUUAUGUGAUAUUGUUAUUAAUAAGCAGGCUUCAGCAAGUUUAUCUACUUACAGUACAAUUUUUUGCAGUUGGUUAUUGAGCAAUGUUAAUCUUAUUUUAAUGAAUUAUAAUUUUAUUAAAGUAAUUUUCUCAAUUAUGUUUUCUUUAUGAAACAUUUUCCAAAUAUUUUUGUUAUGGUUAUUAAAAAUAACUUUUUGUUGUACCUGUGAUAAAUGGCAUACAAUAUUAGGUACUUUAAUUUUCCAAAAUACUCUUCUGUAUUUUCUAUAAUUAUUUUUAUUUUAAUUAUGAUUUUUUUUUAUAUAGUUCCUACCUCUCGUUUUAGGUUGAAAAAUACUUUAUUCAAAUAAAAUAAUUUUUCAUCAGUAUUAUACAUAUGCAUACUUUAUUUUUGUGUACUAUUAAAUUAAUUAAUAAAUUUUUCGUUUCCUUUUAAAAUCUAAUUUGAUUUUCAUUUAAUGACUGAUUGAAGACACAUAAGAAAUAAUUAAAUAUUUAUAUUUUAUAGUUUAAGUAAAACGUGCAUUCACUCAUAAUAAAGUAAAUAUGUAAACAAUUUAAUGAUAAAUGUAUCAUAUUUUUUAUUUCUUUUAAAUGUGAUUGUAAAUAAAUUAUUGAAUAAAUAAAAAAUUAAAAAGUAAAAUUAUCUUCUCUAUUCUUUUUUUAAUUUGUCAUCUUUCCAAUUAGCUGGAAGAAAUAAGAGACACCAAAAUGACAACCAAACCGGUAGUAAUAAUAAAACAGCAACUGAAAAAACCCAAUUUCCAUAUACCAUAUUGUCUAUAGCUGAAAGUGUAAUCCAUUGUCCUGAAGCAUCAAUAGUUUUAGAAAGAUACUCUAUUAAAUUGAAUUCUGGAUAGUUUAUGAUAGUGAAGUAUAAAGUUAUCCAAAAUAGCAAAAAUAUAGGAUGAACAAGAAGCCAAAAUAUUUUUACCAAAAUCCUGAAAAAUUAUAAUUAUUACUAAAAUUCAACAUACAAUAAAAAAUGUUAUGAUUUAUAUUAACUUAUUGUUAUUUGGUUUUGUGCUAACAGCUGGAAUAACAUAAAUAAGAGCCAUUGAAAAUCCAAACGAGAAAUUAUGCAUAGAUACGCACAAGAGCCCUAUACCUAGUUCUAGAAGACAAAUUACAUGUAAUAGAACCCAG
Molecule: messenger RNA, 4956 nt
Organism: Daktulosphaira vitifoliae (grape phylloxera)
Lineage: Eukaryota; Metazoa; Arthropoda; Insecta; Hemiptera; Phylloxeridae
Exons: 19
Coding region: 158-3115 (985 amino acids)
Source: RefSeq, a predicted model, not a curated record